CUUCUCUUUCCCAAAUUUCUGUCUUCCACGAUCCAUCUACUCUCUCUCUCUCUCUCUCUCUCUCUCAUGGAGGAUCGGAGACGCCAUGAACAACCUACCAACUCCGUGAGAAGAAGCCUGAAGAGGAAGCUGCAGGAUGUAUUGAUCGAAGAUCGACAUAUAUGUUUUUCUGAAGAUGUUUCUCAACAGGAUCUACUAUCUGAAAUUCGUGCUCAGGUUGAAGUCCUUGAGCUAACUUACUCAUCGGUUGAAGCAGAUCGUGCCCUAGCUAAACGCUCUAUUAACAUCCUAUCAGAGCUCGCCAAGAACGAGGAUAUCGUCAACUUGAUUGUUGAGUCUGGUGCUGUUCCAGUCCUGGUGCAACAUCUUCAAGAGCCACAGUUGGUGAAAGAGGCUGUUGCUGGUCUAAGGCCGUAUGAGCAUGAAGUGGAGAAAGGAAGUGCGUUUACCCUUGGACUUCUUGCAAUAAAGCCUGAGCAUCAACAAUUCAUAGUUGAUGCUGGAGCGCUUCCUCAUCUGGUUGCUCUGCUUAAGAGGCGCAGGGAUGACCAGAAUGUUCGAACAGUCAACGGUGCCAUAAGGAAAGCAGCGGAUGCAAUCACCAACCUUGCUCAUGAAAAUAGCAGCAUCAAGACAUGUGUUAGGGUUGAAGGUGGCAUUCCUCCUCUUGUUGAAUUAUUAGAGUCCACUGAUGUGAAAGUGCAGAGAGCUGCAGCUGGGGCCUUGCGUACACUAGCUUUCAAAAAUGAUCAAAACAAAACCCAGAUAGUGGACUGUAAUGCUCUGCCCAAGCUUGUUCUAAUGCUUCGGUCAGAAGAUGCUGCCAUACACUAUGAAGCAGUUGGUGUGAUCGGCAAUCUUGUCCACUCAUCCCGAGACAUAAAGAAGGAAGUUCUUCUUGCUGGAGCAUUGCAACCUGUAAUUGAAUUGCUUAGUUCAACCUGUUCGGAGACCCAAAGAGAAGCUGCCUUACUUCUUGGACAAUUUGCUACUGCUGAUACAGAAUGCAAGGUGCACAUAGCUCAAAGAGGUGCUGUUGGUCCACUAAUCGAAAUGUUGCAGUCUCCAGAUGCUCAACUAAGGGAAAUGUCAGCCUUUGCACUUGGGAGGUUGGCACAGGACACUCACAACCAAGCCGGUAUUGCCUAUGGUGGUGGCAUUGUUCCAUUAUUGAAACUUCUUGAUUCUAGAAAUGGCACUCUUCAACACAAUGCUGCAUUUGCUUUGUAUGGUCUUGCAGAUAAUGAGGAUAAUAUUGCUGAUCUUAUAAGGGUUGGUGGUGUUCAGAAGCUGCUGGAUGGUGAAUUUGUUGUUCAGCCAACUCGGGAGUGUGUAGCAAAGACGUUGAAAAGAUUGGAGGAGAAAAUUCAUGGAAGGGUAUUAAGCCAUUUGUUGUACUUAAUGCAUAAGUCUGAGAUAACUAUUCAAAGACGAGUUGCCUUGGCUCUUGCGCAUCUUGCUUCACCUGAUGACCAGAAAUCUAUUUUUGUUGAUGGCAAUGGACUUGAUUUACUUUUGGAGCUUCUACAAUCAGCUAAACCAAAGCAUCAAAAAGCUAGUUGUGUGGCUUUGUGUAAGUUGGCUGAAAAAGCUAGCACACUUUCUCCUAUGGAUGCAGGACCGUCAUCUCCAAUAUCUCAGGUAUAUUUGGGAGAACAGUAUGUGAACAACCCUACACUUUCUGAUGUAACUUUCCUCAUUGAAGGCAAACGGUUCUAUGCUCACAGAAUUUGUCUGCUUGCUUCUUCUGAUGCAUUUCGGGCAAUGUUCGAUGGUGGUUACAGGGAGAAAGAUGCCAAGGAUAUUGAAAUUCCGAACAUUAGAUGGGAGACAUUUGAGUUAAUGAUGAGGUACAUCUACACCGGAUCGGUAGAGGUAAAUUUAAGAAUAGCCCAGGAUCUUCUUCGAGCUGCUGAUCAAUAUCUUCUCGAGGGGCUUAAGCGUCUUUGUGAAUACUCCAUUGCACAAAAUAUAAGGGUCGAGAAUGUGGCACUUAUGUAUGACCUAUCGGAGUCCUUCAAUGCCGUCACGUUAAAGGAUGCCUGCAUUUUGUUUGUUUUGGAGCACCUUGACAAACUAGAUGUAAAACCAUGGUAUGCUAGUCUUCUCCAACGGAUUUUGCCAGAGAUGCGGAAUUACUUCGUGAGGACAUUUACAAGGCCCGUGGAAACUGACUUACGGCAAUAGAUGGUUUAGGUACGUUUUUUUGAUUUGACAUAGAAGAGAACAUGUACAGAAAGUGAUUUUAGUUUCUAUUGUUGAAGAAAUGGUAGGAUCCUUUUGUUGGUAGUCAUGUUGAAUAGAACUAGAAACAGAAAGUCUGCACUGGCCUUUUCCUUGGCUUAAUUGAUCUGACGUUUCUCAUUUUGGAGACGGUUGUAAAUCAGAUUAAUGAUGCUUGCACAUCAUAUUGGCGUGAAAACAUUAAUUACGGGAGAUGGGCCUGAACCUCUUUGUUAGGGGUUGUUUUGGCACCUA
Messenger RNA from Cynara cardunculus var. scolymus (artichoke), 2478 nucleotides. RefSeq names its product ARM REPEAT PROTEIN INTERACTING WITH ABF2-like. The record is from RefSeq and is a predicted model, not a curated record. Gene Ontology annotation, molecular function: protein binding. The coding region runs from base 67 to 2187 and encodes 706 amino acids. The transcript has 19 exons. NCBI's taxonomy places the organism in Eukaryota, Viridiplantae, Streptophyta, Magnoliopsida, Asterales, Asteraceae.